Cylicocyclus nassatus is the source of this 860-nucleotide messenger RNA. The record is from the annotation of a GenBank genome assembly. Lineage: Eukaryota; Metazoa; Nematoda; Chromadorea; Rhabditida; Strongylidae.
AUGCGUUCGAUGUUUGAAUAUCUAGCUGUUUUCUUCGCUGUGCUUUUGGUGGUCAAAGCACAGGAUUCUACUGGUGCUAAUACAGUGCCGCCAGAUGACGAGGAAGUGGGAACGACUUGCCCUGUGAUCACUCAAACAACUGAAGGAACGACCACCACAACUGAAGCAUCGGAACCCAAUACGAUUUGUUCGGACAAUGAUGGAAUGAAUGACGCACUCAGAAAUGCCUCGCUGGAGCUGCACAAUCAGAAAAGAGCAGAGCUUGCUAGUGGAAACACGGCUAUGGGGAGUGCUGGUACCAAAAUGCGAAAAGCAAACAAUAUGCCAGAACUAGAAAUUGACUGCGAUCUCGAAAAGACGGCCCUAGAGGAAGCACAGAAAUGUGAAGAAACGGAUGACUUGACUGGCCGGGAGUUUAAUAUGAAGAUGGUGGAAGGUGCAACCGAUCUGGCAGAAGCUCAAAACAAGGCCCUAGAGGAAUGGUGGAACGAAAUUACGAAAGAUCCUGUGAUCGACCAAAUCCAAAACCUGUACUACGAUCACAGCCUCAAACAACAUUUCUCUAAGAUGGCAACCGAUAAAACGAAAAAAGUUGGUUGCGCUGCAGUCAAGUGCGAUAAAGGUGUGCGUGUUGUGUGCAAAUAUGAAGGAAUCCUGAAGAACGGCGAAAAGAUUUACAACAUGGGUCCCACUUGCAAGCAGUGCUCUGCUGGAGCGGGCAUGGCAGAUUGCCAAGCGGAACCAUAUCCCGGUUUGUGCCCCGCAAAAUACUACAGCUCAUGAAGUUGGUCCACCUAUGUUUAAACAGGUGUGAAUAAAUGCAUGCAUUUAAGUGUUCCACACAUAACAUAAUCUGAGCC